UUUUCAGUUAUUAAAGAGCAAAAAUUAAACUUACCAAAACACUUUGAUGCUCGUUUACGAUGGCCUCUCUGUUGGUCCGUUCAUGUGGUAGCUAAUCAAGGUGGAUGUGGAUCAUGCUGGGCUAUAUCAGCAGCAUCUGUAAUGUCUGAUCGUUUAUGUAUAGCAACAAAUUACAGUAAUCAAAAGCAAAUCUCUGCAGAAGAUCUGAUAUCUUGUUGUACCGAAUGUGGCGGAUGCCAAGGAUCACAUUGGGCAUUAUCAGCAUUUAUCUAUUGGCGAAAUCAUGGCGUUGUAACAGGUGGCGAUUAUGGUAGUUUUGAAGGUUGUAAACCAUAUACUACUGCACCAAAUUGUGGUAGUCCAUGCUCUUUUGAAUACUAUCGGAGGAAAAUAUCACCAGCCUGUCAAAAAACUUGUCAACCACUUUACGGUCUCAGCUAUGAAGAGGAUCUUAUUAGCAGUCAAAAGGCUUAUUGGAUUCGAGCACAAAAAGGUAACAGUGAAAUUAUGCCAUCUGUACAACAAACUGUUGAGGAAGUUACUGGAAAUGGUGUGUUU
Messenger RNA from Loa loa (African eye worm), 558 nucleotides. RefSeq lists its product as hypothetical. Lineage: Eukaryota; Metazoa; Nematoda; Chromadorea; Rhabditida; Onchocercidae. The record is from RefSeq and is a predicted model, not a curated record. Gene Ontology annotation, cellular component: lysosome. The annotation marks the transcript as partial. Gene Ontology annotation, molecular function: cysteine-type endopeptidase activity. The transcript is spliced from 5 exons.